UGGGAGGGGCGACCUUGCCUACUGGCGGAACCACUCGGCCCGUCUCUCUGCUGGAGGCCUUAGGUCAGGCCCAAUCCGCGCUCUUCGGGCACAGCGCCCCCACGGGAUCUAGCGGGGACCCUGGCGAGCCGAGUCGCUGGUGACCGGGUCGGCGCGCGUCCUCCGUCCGUCCUAACACGGUUCUGGCUGCAGGAGGCGCCUGGGGAGGUACGGCCUAGCGGAGCCGAAGUCGAAGACGUCUGCACGUCCGGGCCCGUGUAGGGAAAACGAGCCCGCGGAGGGCGGGAGAGGAGCGGACUUGCCAGAGGUCCCCGAAACUCCAGAUCCCGGGAUCUUUGACCUCGGGAGGAGCCCUGCGGGUCCCGGGCUCGCUGUGGCCCCGACCCAGCCAAGCGCUGUUCCGCCGUUCCCGCACGACCUCCUCAGGGGCGGUGUUCCCCUCACCGACAGGGGCUCGGAGAGGAGGCUGAUACCUCAAGGCAGACCCGCCCGCAGCCGGUGCUCAGGCUCAGGAGCUGCACCCAGCCAUGCGCUGCCGCAGACUGGCCCUGAGCCUGGGGUUCUGCCUGCUGGUGGGCACGGCCCUCUGUGUUCUGUGGGUAUAUGUGGAGAACUGGCUGCCUUUCUCCUACCUCCCCUAUUACCUCCCCUGCCCAGCCAUCUUCAACAUGCAGCUGCAGUACAGGGGCGAGAGGCCGUUCCAGCCCGCGGCCCGGUCGCAGUACCCGCAGCCCAAGCUGCUGGAGCAGAGGCCCACAGACCUGCUGACGCUCACGCCCUGGCUGGCACCCAUCGUCUCCGAGGGAACCUUCGACGUGGAGCUUCUGCAGAGCAUCUACCGGCCACUGAACUUGACCAUCGGGCUCACCGCGUUCGCCGCGGGGAAGUACACCCGCUUCGUCCGGCGCUUCCUGGAGUCGGCCGAGCAGUUCUUCAUGCCCGGCUACCAGGUGUGCUACUACAUCUUCACCGACGACCCUGCGGCCAUCCCGAAGGUCCUGCUGGGCCCCGACCGCACUGUCAGCGUCAUCCCCAUCCAGAAGCACCCCCGCUGGGAGGAGGUCUCCAUGCGCCGGAUGCAGACCAUCAGCCAGCACAUCGCCCAGAGGGCGCACCGGGAGGUGGACUACCUGUUCUGUGUUGACGUGGACAUGGUGUUCCAGAACCACUGGGGCCCCGAGACCUUGGGAGACCUGGUAGCUGCCAUUCACCCUGGCUACUACACCGCGCCCCGCCAGCAGUUCCCCUAUGAGCGCAGGCAUGUCUCCACCGCCUUUGUGGCAGACAGUGAGGGGGACUUCUAUUAUGGCAGGGAGGUCUUUGGGGGGCGGGUGGACAGGGUGUAUGAUUUCACUAGGGGCUGCCACAUGGCCAUCUUGGCGGACAAGGCCAACGGCAUCAUGGCGGCCUGGCAGGAGGAGAGCCACCUGAACCGCCGCUUCAUCUCACACAAGCCUUCCAAAGUGCUGUCCCCAGAGUACCUCUGGGACCACAGGAAGCCCCAGCCACCCAGCCUGAAGCUGAUCCGCUUUUCUACUCUGGACAAGGACCUCCACUGGCUGCAGAGCUGACCGCAGAGCCCGGCUGCCGUGGAUGGGGCCCCAAGCCGUGCAGCCAGCUCGGCCCUCACAGGCACCCAACAGCACCAGCAGAGUGCCUCACUUCUCAAGCCUUAACUGAGACCUGCCUCGUCUUGCCUGCCUCUCUCAGGAGAAUCCCACCGGAAGCGGGUGUGGGAGGGUCUCUGGGAACUGUGGAAGGGCUGUGCCCACAGGAGGGAACACAGAGCUCAAAUGUGGCCCGAGAGUUGGGACAGGACAGGGUAAAGACAGCAGGGCUGCCAGGCGCCCGAUAGACUUGCCUUCAUGUCCUCGUGCCUUCAUGUCCUCAGGGUGGCUCUGCACCCUGCCCUCCACCGUGCCUGCAUUUCCACCUCUGACCGCUUUCCUGCCCAUUGCCCUUGGAGUUGCACUUGUCACUGCUGGUGUGAAGGGCAUCCAGGGACCCUUUUUUCUGGCUGCAGGGCUCCCAGUACUGUGAUGUCCUUGGGCCACACGGAGCCAAUUCCCCACUCAGGAGCCCGUGAACCGGACUGAGUCUGGGCUCUCUCUGGUUUCCAGUGCAGCCACACCCUGCGGCGACCACCCUCACCUGGCACUCGCUGCCUCCUUUGUAAGGAGGCUGAGGCAGCUUUAAUAAAGGUGGCCCCUGCUAGGCCCCAGCCAGGGUAUCUCCACCAGUA
Molecule: messenger RNA, 2242 nt
Organism: Artibeus jamaicensis (Jamaican fruit-eating bat)
Lineage: Eukaryota; Metazoa; Chordata; Mammalia; Chiroptera; Phyllostomidae
Gene: GBGT1
Product: globoside alpha-1,3-N-acetylgalactosaminyltransferase 1 (FORS blood group)
Exons: 8
Coding region: 528-1571 (347 amino acids)
Biological process (GO): carbohydrate metabolic process
Cellular component (GO): membrane; Golgi apparatus; vesicle
Molecular function (GO): globoside alpha-N-acetylgalactosaminyltransferase activity
Source: RefSeq, a predicted model, not a curated record